AAUUUUUUAUCUUCUAGACAAUAAUCAACGCAGCCUAGCUGCCCAGACAUAUCUGUGACUUUUGGUCCUGUCUGUAAGACAGAUCGACCUCGCGGCAGGAUGUGGUGGGGAGACACCAUCCUAAUCUUCUCUUCCCUUGACAAGACUGCAGACCCUCUACCCCCAGGAGACAGACUGUGCACAAGGUGGUAGGAGGGCUCUGCCAAGCACCAUCGCACACCAGAGGGAAAAAACUCCACAGUGUGGGUGGGUCCCCAUCACGCUCCGUUAUAGGCCUGAGGUCGCUUUGGUUGUACAAAUAAGGGAAAUUGAGGCCCGUUGAGGACAUGGACUCUGGCCCAGAUCCAAUCAGUGACAACAACUGGCACUGGGAAGAAUGCAGUUAACCAAAGUGAGGACUUGGUAACGCUCCAUGUGGGCCCGUGGUGCCCACUCCAGUCCGUGGUUGGCGGGAAAGCUGAGGUCGCGGAACCUGCGUGGGAGACCCCACGCUUGGGUGAGCCAGCGGGGGUCCCGCGGGCUGGCCCCAGCCCGCCACAGGCCGCGCCCCACGCGGGGCCCCCGCCCGCUCCCCUUCCCCUCCCCCGGCGGGAGGAGGAGACUGGGCGGCCCUCCCCCGGCCUCCCGACGGCCGCCGCAGCCAGCCCCGCGCCCUCUCCACCCUGCGCGGCAUCUCGGACGUCCGGAAUCCCGGCCCCGGCCCGAGGUCUGAAGAGGCGCCCCAGACGGGUAUCCUAGAGAGCAGUGGGUCGCGGCGUCCAUCAUACACAGUGGUACCAUGUAGGUCUCUGGUCCCCGGCGUCGUCCUUGAGCCUAGGCGAGUUCGCACCCAGGGCCCGCCCAGCCUCACUAUGAGCCACGGCCCGAGCCCGCGGCUGGCCGAGUCCCCGCAGCUGUCCAAGAGCAGCCUGCUUACCAUCCUGGGCAGCCCGUCCCCGGAUCGCAUGGGCCCGGCCGACUCGCUGCCACCCACGCCGCCCAGCGGCACGCCGUCACCGGGGCCGCCACCCGCGCUCCCCCUGCCCGCGCCUGCCCUGCUGGCCGACGGCGACUGGGAGAGUCGCGAGGAGCUGCGGCUGCGGGAGCUGGAGGAGGCGCGCGCGCGAGCCGCGCAGAUGGAGAAGACGAUGCGCUGGUGGUCCGACUGCACGGCCAACUGGCGCGAGAAGUGGAGCAAGGUGCGCGCCGAGCGCAACCGUGCGCGCGAGGAGGUGCGCCAGCUGCGCCAGCGUCUGGACACCCUCACCAAGGAGUUGGCGGGCGCGCGCCGCGAGCGCCAGGAGGCUCAGGGCGAGUGCGAGGCGCGCGGCCGCGAGCUGGCCCGGCUGCGGGGAGCGCAUGGCCCGGUGGACAAGACGCAGGACGACGGCCCGGAUCCUGAGCGCGAGCAUGAGCCUGUGCGUGACGUCGGGGCGGAGAGGCCGCCUGGUAGCCAGGAGCUGGACCUGGUAGAGAGCCUGCUGAAGAGCAGACCAGAGGAGCCUGAGGGCUGCUGGGACGCCUGCAGUGUGGCAGCUGGCGGCUCUCGGUCCAGCUCAGGCCGCCAGGAUCGCAACCGCCUGCCCUGGGAGGACACAGCCAGUACAGAGGAGGAUGCCUCCAAGCUGACUGCCCUGCGGCUACGGCUGGACGAAUCUCAGAAGGUGCUGCUCAAGGAAAGAGAGGACAAACUGGCUCUGAGCAGGAGCAUCGAGAAGCUGGAGGGGGAGCUCAGCCAGUGGAAGAUUAAAUACGAGGAGCUGAGCAAGACCAAGCAGGAGAUGCUCAAGCAACUCAGCAUCCUAAAGGAAACCCACCAGGAUGAAUUGGGCCGCAUGUCUGAAGACCUGGAGGAUGAGCUGGGCGCGCGCUCUAGCAUGGAUCGCAAGAUGGCUGAGCUGAGGGGUGAGAUGGAAAGGCUUCAGGCAGAGAAUGCAGCCGAGUGGGGCCGCAGAGAGAGGCUGGAGACGGAAAAGCUGGGUCUGGAGAGGGAGAACAAGAAACUCCGGGCACAGGUUGGGGACCUGGAGGAGGCCCUGGCCCGCAGACGGCGCCAGAACGCCAGUGCCCUGGACUGCGACCUGAGGGCCAGCCAGGCCGCUCUCUUUGAGAAGAACAAGGAGCUGGCAGAUCUGAAACACUUGCAUGGCAAGCUCAAGAAGCAGUUUCAGGAGAAGGUGGCAGAGCUGGCACAUGCCAAUCGGCGUGUGGAGCAGCACGAGACGGAGGUAAAGAAGCUGCGGCUGCGGGUGGAAGAACUCAAGAAAGAGCUCGCCCAGGCUGAGGAUGAGCUGGAUGAGGCCCACAACCAGGCCCGGAAGCUACAGCGGUCCCUGGAUGAGCAGACAGAGCUGAGCGAGAACCUCCAGGUGCAGCUGGAGCACCUGCAGUCCAGGCUCCGCAGGCAGCAGCAGAACGCCCCCCUUUUUGGGAAGAUCCGUAGUACCCGAUUUGGCACCGAGGAAGCUGGAGAUGGAGCCAGCGACCUAGAUGAGGACGAGGACCUGCAGAUCCAGGUGGCCUAGAGCAGUCGACUCAAACCAUUCGAAUUGUGCAGCCGUCCAUGCUUUCUUCACUCCUUGGGUCCCGUCCCCUGCUGCACCACUUCCUCCCCUCCCAGGAAGGCAGUGAUCUCACCUACUCACACCGCACUGAUGGGGAGCCUGUUGGAUAUGUAUAUUGUAUAUAUGCCCAGGAUUGCCUGGACCAUUGGAUUUUAUAAACACAGGACAGCCAUCACCCAGGACUUAAGACCCCACCUGCGUAGGACUUUAUGGACCAUGUUGAGGGAGGCAUGGUGGUCUGGCAGGGGCUAUUCAUAAUAAGAUACCAUGAUCUCAGACUUUUGUAAUAAAUGGAGUUCAAGCUCU
This is a messenger RNA of Peromyscus californicus insignis, 2849 nucleotides long. It is a transcript of the gene Ccdc102a, whose product is annotated as coiled-coil domain containing 102A. Gene Ontology annotation, cellular component: myosin complex. NCBI's taxonomy places the organism in Eukaryota, Metazoa, Chordata, Mammalia, Rodentia, Cricetidae. Bases 852 to 2504 code for a protein of 550 amino acids. The transcript has 9 exons. The record is from RefSeq and is a predicted model, not a curated record.